GUCCUGUGGCCCUCGCGCGGGAAGACUACGUGUUCCGGCAGGCAGCGCGGCCGGGAUCGUGCCGGAGGAGGGCGAGCGGUCGCUGGGAUGCACGCACGGCUAUGGAUUCUGAAUCAAAGAACAGUUUCAUAGGAAGUUUUCUUCAGCCACCAGAUUGGAGGUUUCCUGCAGCCUUUGUUUGUGUAGAAUCAAAGUUGGCAGCUGCUGCUGGUGACAGGCCUUCUCUCCCAAAUAACCAAGCUGUAGUGGCAGCCCUGAAAGCUCUGCAGGAAAAGAUCCGCCACCUAGAGCUGGAGAAGUCACAGGCUGAAGAUAAACUGUGCAGCCUCUCCAGAGCAGCUGCUCAGUACAAGAAGAUCUUGGAGCACAAAUCCUACGAGAAGGAUGCAGCACAUCAAGAGCUGAUGCAACAGAGGAAAGAUUCAUAUAUGCAGUUAAAUGCAGCACAAUCCCGCUGCUCCCUGCUGGAGAAACAGUUGGAUUAUAUGAGAAAGAUGGUUUCCAGUGCAGAACUGGAAAAGAAAAUUAUUUUAGAACAACAGGCUCAGCUUCAGAAAGAGGAAGAUCAGAACCGGUUGGAACUGCAUGCAAAACUUGAAAAGCUUGAAAUGCUAGAAAAAGAGUGUCUUAAAGUUACUGCUGCUCAGAGAAUUGCUCAAGACAAGAUCAAACACUUAGAAGAAAAGCUGUAUAAAGAAGAGCAUCGGCAUAAACUAAUACAAGACAAAACUACUCAGCUUCAAACAGGAUUUGAUAUCAACAGAGUUUUGAUGUCUUCAGUAACAUCUCAACAUGAACCUGAAAAGGCAAAUGGGAAGAACAAAAAACUUAGGAAGAGAAAUCCUACAAUGAAGAAAAUGCAGCUUUCACAAUUACAUGUAAAGGCUGGUGAACUACCUUUUGUGGCUGGGAAGUCUGUCAGCUCCAGCCACUCUGUCAGCGCAAACGUACAGAGUGUGCUGCACAUUAUGAAGCAUCGCAAUCCCUGUGUCUCAUCACGAGCACAAAGAGGAGCUACAGCUGGGAUUUCAGGGCACAGUGCACUUUCAAACUCUGUAUCCUCUUGUUCCACAUCACCCACUGCCACCAGGAGCUUUUCAGACCUUCUGUUGGCCUUUCAAGACAAGCUGGGCCAAAUGAGCUCUGAGCAUCAAGAACUUCUGGAGCAGAUACAGGAGACUCAAGACUCCCAAGCUCAUGAAGACCUAGAACAGGAGCUGGAUUGCCUCGUAAAACAAAUGGAGAUGAAAGGAAAACAAAUAUCCAAGCUGAAAAAGCAUCAGGCUACUGAACCUAAGUCACUGGGUAACAACUGCACCUUGGUUUCAUUCUUUUGUAUAUCUUUAUGGCCACAGUUUGCCUUUGUUUUGGGAUGAUGAAGAGUAGCACAUACACUGUGGUGCAACCUUGUUGUCAUCUCUGCCUCUUACCAGUGUGCAGAUCUUCUGGCAAGUACUCCAUGCUCUGGUACAGCCUGGUCAGAGCACACCCCUUAGGGUCUUGCUGUAAAUAGUAGUGUCUGUAUGAUUACUGUCCAUGCAUGUAUCAAUACAGGCCAUUCCUCUAACUCCCUGGCCUGGUUUUUUUUUUUUUUUUUCUGGUGCUUUUGCACACAGACAUUUCCAUUUGUAUUUUAUACAGGCCAGUCUUAAUAUUUCUAACACUUAUUUCUUUUUUUAGAACCUGCCAUACUAAAAGUGCCAUGCUAAUCUCUGUGUUUCACAGUUAAUAAUAUGUUCUAGAAAGCAAUUAAAGUUAAUUAUUUUUAGAAAUGGACUUAAAGCCUAAAUUGACAUUUGGAAUCUUUCCAGCCUAAUUUUAUCUUUGGGAAGUGACCUUUUCAUGCCAAGUGCAAGUCAAGACUCAUUAUCUGACAUUUUAAAAAAACAUUCUUUAGCAAUUAACCCUAUUUAUUCUGUUUUCCACUUUUGUUAAGGAGGCUUCAAAAUAAGCUUCUUAGAUCCAGUAAUUGAUAAUUAACACUAUACAUUUUUAAAGUUUAUUGUUUUUUUAGAAGUUUAUUGCUUUUUUUUUUAAUUAGAGUAGUACAAUCUGAAAUGGAAAUAAACUGUUGUAAAUAAGAUUAUUAAGAGAUGAUGUUCCAGCUGUCUCGAGAAAGCAUUUUUAUAUUAAGAGUGAUGGGAUUCAACAACCAGUUGAGUGUGGGUGAGGUCAAUUUUCUGUGGUGGUUUCUUUAUGGGCAAGGUCAGUUUUCUGUUACAGUGAGACAAGUGUGCAAGGUUAUUAAGUUUAAACUUUUCUUUUUUUUUAAAUGUCUCUUAGUCAUCUGUAGUUUGGAGUUCAGUAGAAGUCCAGUCAUCUCUACAGCUGUGGGUCUUUGGAUAUGUAACAUGCUAAUUAGUAAUUUUUCUUUUCCUAGGUGAAGAAAUUAAAGAGAAAAACUCAGAAAUUGAAGCAAGGGGCAACUCAUGUCAAACUAAAGUGUGAUGAACAAAAGGAAGCAAA
Molecule: messenger RNA, 2466 nt
Organism: Taeniopygia guttata (zebra finch)
Lineage: Eukaryota; Metazoa; Chordata; Aves; Passeriformes; Estrildidae
Source: RefSeq, a predicted model, not a curated record